Messenger RNA from Physcomitrium patens, 1896 nucleotides. Lineage: Eukaryota; Viridiplantae; Streptophyta; Bryopsida; Funariales; Funariaceae. The record is from RefSeq and is a predicted model, not a curated record.
UUGCUUAUCCUCAUGCAUCAGUGUGGUGACUUUGACAGAAACCCUAGUUCCUAAUGUCAUGAGUUAACUUACUGCAGUUUCUGUGAGUGUGUGAAGCAACCACUGCGGCAUGGAAUAGUAUUGCAUAUCGCAUGCUGGGUGCCGAGUCAACUAUUUUUGGGAGGGUCUAGUUAUUGCCUUGAAGAAUAGUCUGUCAGAAAGUGAUUCUGUCUUAAAGUAUCCUUCAGGGCAUUGCGUAGGUGCUGCGUGUCUUUCGUACCAUCUUUUCGCGCAACAACGAAUCAGCAUAUAUAGAGAGCACCGAACUGUAUUUAUCGAUCUCAUUUGUGGGCUGUCUGCUCUUCUCUGAAGUCGAAUUGGUCGCACACUUCUUGAGAAGAAUUGUUGUGCCAUUGCAGAAUUAGUCAGGAACUGAGGGCAUUCUUUUCUGGAACUGCUAAGUUUUUGAUCCAAAAUCUUUUGAAUUCAUCAGGCGAGGAAUGGAGCCGAAAGAAGGGUUCGAUUGCAUAGGAUAUGCAGCGCACGACGAGAGCGGAUUUUUGAAGCCCUUCAAAUUCAAGCGCAGGAACUCUGGACCAGAUGACGUUGUUUUUCGAGUCACUCACUGUGGAAUUUGCUACGCGGAGGUGAUAUGGACCAGGAAUUUUCUUAGUGAUGUCCAGUAUCCCGUCGUUCCGGGACACGAGAUUGUUGGAGUUGUCACGAAGGUGGGCUCUAACGUCUCGAACUUUAAAGUUGGAGAACGUGUGGGAGUGGGAUACUGCGCCAUGUCAUGCCUGCAUUGCGAUUCUUGCAAAGAAGGCAUGGACAGCAUGUGUGUCAAUUUGGCAACCAGAGUCUUCAACGCAGUGGAUGUGGAUGGCACAAUCACUCGAGGAGGAUUUUCUAACAUCAUGCAAGCGCAUCAGCGGUUCGUUGUGAAGAUCCCAGAUGCGCUGCCUUCCGACGUUGCGGCUCCUCUCCUCUGUGCAGGCGCUACAGUUUACGGUCCAAUGAAACGCCUUGGCAUGAACAAACCAGGAAUGAAGCUCGGAGUGGUUGGGCUUGGGGGAGUGGGCCAUAUGGGAGUCCUGUUUGGAAAAGCAUUUGGUCUGCAUGUUACCGUCUUCAGCACUUCAUCCUCGAAGAAGGACGAGGCUCUUGGUGUACUCGGAGCUGAUGCAUUUGUACUUAGCAAAGAUGAGGAAGCCAUGAAGGCUCAACAUAACACCUUGGAUUUCAUUAUCAACGCAGCAUCAGGAUCCAUUCCACUUGAUCCAUAUCUCCUUGCUUUGAAGCAGGAAGGUGUUCUUGUGCUCGUUGGAGCUGGAGCGGAGGCGAAAUUCUCCCCACAUAAUGUUUUCAUGAGGAAGUUCAUCACGGGAAGCGCAGGAGGCGGUGGAGCCAAAAAUGUUCAAGAGAUGCUGGAUUUUGCUGCAGAAAAGAGGGUGUUUCCAUUGAUCGAGACUAUCAACAUCGAUUAUGUUAACGAGGCAAUGAAUCGACUUGUGCAGAAUGAUGUUCGGUAUCGCUUUGUCAUUGACAUUGAGAACUCCUUGAAGCCAGAGUGAUUUGAGAUCCCGAGAUGAUGUUUUCACAAAAAUCGAUUGCUGACUCUACAAUAGAUUGAUUCGUGUGUGAUCUUUCUAUGCACUAGCACACGUAACAGGUUUUUUUAGUACUUGGAAUAUAUAUCUAAUCCAAUAGUAGAUAUAUAUGGUGUGUUACGCUCAUUCCUGAAGUUGAUUUACUACACCAGAUUACUAGUGGUAAUGCAUAGAUGAUAUUACCAAACAAGUGAAGCGAGUAACAGUUGUUUCCACUGGCUCCCUGAGAAGAGGAUGUGUUCUAAACAGUGUGCUGACAUGUUAAAUAAAUCGUGGAAGCACUGAUCUAGCCAACCGUUCUGCUCAAAAA